AUGUCAGAUAUGGUCAAUGAGAAACAGCCUGCAGAGGAUCAACAGCCGGAGUGGAAGCCAACUUGGCAGCUCAAAUGUAUAUUUGCAGUCCUUGGGCUGCUCAAUUUUGUUGCAGCCCUAGAUGCAACUUCUAUCUCAGUAUCUCUGCCGACCAUCUCCAAUGACCUCGGCGGAACUGCUACCGAAGCCUUCUGGGCCGGCACCUCGUUUCUGGUGGCUUCCUGCUUAUUCCAACCAAUUUUCAGUCUCGCCUCCGAUAUUUUUGGCCGAAAAAGUAUCCUUCUGACUGCCGUUACCUCUUUCACGCUCGGAUCUAUUCUUGCCGCUGUCGCCCAAGGGUUUGGCCUGUUGCUUGUGGGCCGGUGCAUCCAGGGUGUUGGGGGAGGUGGUAUUAUGGCACUGACUGAGGUGCUCAUUGCAGACUUGAUUCCGCUCCGAGAGCGAGGCAAGUGGUUUAGCAUACGCUCGGGAACCUGGGCACUCGGUACAGUGAUUGGACCUCUCAUCGGAGGUGGCUUUACCCAGUCUUCUGCAUCCUGGCGAUGGAUCUUUUGGAUCAAUCUGCCCUUCUGUGGAUUGGGAUUGGUGUUGAUCCCGAUCUUUCUAAAACUAGACAGGAAGCCAGCUCCGCUACUAGAGAGUCUAAAGUGCGUCGACUAUAUCGGCUCGAUUCUCUUUGUCGCCUCGUUGUCGUCAUUCCUCAUCCCUCUGACAUGGGGUGGAAUUAUGUACGAAUGGGACUCCUGGCACACACUCGUGCCACUUAUACUGGGACUAGUAGGACUGGCUGGCUUUGUACUAUACGAGAAGGAUUUUGCGCAGCAGCCUCUUGUGCCCAUCGUUAUUUUCAACAACCGGACCAUAUUGGCUAGCUACAUAGGGACCUUCCUUCACGGCAUUAUCUUGUGGGCCCUCGUCUACUAUCUACCCCUUUAUUAUGAAGGUGCUCUGGGAUAUAGUCCCGUUAUUGCUGGUGUGGCCGUGUUUCCCGAGACCUUUACUGUCGCCCCAAUAUCAGUAAUCACCGGCAUCAUCUCAGCCAAAAUGGGUGGCUACCGCUGGGCUCUGUGGGCCGGAUGGCCAAUGUCCUCUUUGGGUCUAGGGCUUCUCUGUCUCUUGAAAUCGACGACAAGCAUCCCUCAGUGGAUCUUCAUCAAUUUGACAGCAGGUAUUGGUCUGGGCAUGCUUUAUCCGGCAGUUAUGCUCGCCGUGCAAGCCGCAGCGGACCCCGCAUAUUUGACGAUGUCGGUCACCAUGUCGCCUUUCUUCCGUGUGCUCGGCCAGGCUGUUGGUGUCGCGAUCGGUGGCGUGGUCUUUCAAAAUCGGAUCAAGCAUGAAUUCGGCGCCCAUCCUGAGCUCGGCGAGACGGCUAUUUUUUACGCGCAGGACGCGUCUAGCCUGGUGGAGUAUAUCAAGACUCUUCCCAAUGGAAGUGCGGAGCGUACUUUGAUCGAACAAUUAUAUGCCAAGUCUCUGGUGAUUGUUUGGGCUGUAAUGUGCGGAAUAACGGGAUUGGGACUCGUGACGGCUCUGUUGACCAAGGGAUAUACCUUGAAUCAAACCUUUACUUCUAAGCAGGGACUAAAACCAUCGGCUUCUGAUGUUGAAGCUCAUCAACAGAGCCCAUACCAAUCGUCAGACUCCGAGUGCACAUUGCGAAACGAGGAUUUUGAGUUUCAAUUGAAACAAUAG
Messenger RNA from Penicillium macrosclerotiorum, 1692 nucleotides. RefSeq names its product MDR family MFS transporter. Gene Ontology annotation, biological process: transmembrane transport. The record is from RefSeq and is a predicted model, not a curated record. The transcript has 2 exons. NCBI's taxonomy places the organism in Eukaryota, Fungi, Ascomycota, Eurotiomycetes, Eurotiales, Aspergillaceae. Gene Ontology annotation, molecular function: transmembrane transporter activity. Bases 1 to 1692 code for a protein of 563 amino acids.